AUGGUCAUUGUGGGGUUUGAUGUGAACAGCAGGAGCGUAGCUAUGAGUGUAAGGAGAUCAGAUGCUGCUUUGACCCAAGGCAUUGGCCAACGUCAUGCUCAGCACAGUUCCGCUCGUCCCCCAUCUCCGCCCGAUCUACACCAGUCACGCUUGCAAACGGUCGACUCCCCUUGGGCCGAGGGCAACGCAUAA
Molecule: messenger RNA, 192 nt
Organism: Pyrenophora tritici-repentis Pt-1C-BFP
Lineage: Eukaryota; Fungi; Ascomycota; Dothideomycetes; Pleosporales; Pleosporaceae
Source: RefSeq, a predicted model, not a curated record